Messenger RNA from Perca fluviatilis (European perch), 916 nucleotides. Its product is annotated as cullin-9-like. The record is from RefSeq and is a predicted model, not a curated record. Bases 458 to 916 code for a protein of 152 amino acids. The transcript is spliced from 4 exons. NCBI's taxonomy places the organism in Eukaryota, Metazoa, Chordata, Actinopteri, Perciformes, Percidae.
CGUAGAAGAAGAAGCCACCCCUGUCACACAGUGCGCAAAUGCGCAUCCAGCAGCACGGACCUCCGGUGGAUACCGAUAAAACUAACACUUCCAGGCUGGGAAACGACACGUUAGGGCGGAAGAGAAAACUGCGCUCGAGUGGCAAGACAGAACCGAAGGGUAACGUCUGUGACACGGCAGCGACCAUGGUGGGCGAACGCCGCAAUGGGAACCUGCUGGUCCAGCUGGGCCCGCGUCUGCAGGCCUAUCCCGAGGAGCUGAUCCGCCAGCGCCGUAACCACGACAACCAGACCACCGAGUACCUGAUCCGCUGGUGCCUGGUAACCCUGGACGACGGCUCGGGCUCCGGGGGAGGGGCCAGCGAUGGAGGGGGCGGGGCCAGCGGGGGGGGUGGUGGAUCCGGGUCGGACGGCUCGGCGGCUCGGCGUGCGGCGAGACGAAGCCGGAGAACAUCCUGAUGUGGAUGACCACCGAGGACGUGUACGCCAACUGCCCCACGCUGCUCGGCAAACGCACAACGGACGCACAACGCACGCUGGACGCGCUCAGCGGAGAGGCUUCAGACAGAGGACAGAGCCAGCGGAGCGGAGGCCCAGACGUCUCCACCUUCGACGAGGUGGAGCUGUCGGACAUGAAGGAGGACGUGAAGAACCUGGUGCGGCGAGCCAGGAAGCAGAUGGCGAAGAAGAGCGACUUCUCCAUCAGCAUCACGCACACCAUCCACGUGCUGAGCGCCUACGCCAGCAUCGGCUCGCUCGUCAGCGUCUUCAAGGAGACCGGCGCCCUCAACCUGCUGAUGGAGCUGCUCUGCAACAAGGAGACGCAGACGAGGCGCAGCGCCGGCAAGAUGCUGCGCGCGCUGGCCUCGCACGACGCAGGAAGUCGUGCGUACGUCCUGCUGUCUCUCUGUCUCUAA